This is a messenger RNA of Melanotaenia boesemani (Boeseman's rainbowfish), 4435 nucleotides long. RefSeq names its product neurotrophic tyrosine kinase, receptor, type 2b (gene ntrk2b). Lineage: Eukaryota; Metazoa; Chordata; Actinopteri; Atheriniformes; Melanotaeniidae. Gene Ontology annotation, molecular function: brain-derived neurotrophic factor binding; ATP binding; brain-derived neurotrophic factor receptor activity. Gene Ontology annotation, biological process: protein phosphorylation; cellular response to brain-derived neurotrophic factor stimulus; trans-synaptic signaling by neuropeptide, modulating synaptic transmission. The coding region runs from base 852 to 3224 and encodes 790 amino acids. The transcript has 18 exons. The record is from RefSeq and is a predicted model, not a curated record. Gene Ontology annotation, cellular component: plasma membrane; axon; signaling receptor complex.
GGGCAACCGUACAACAGCCUUGUUGUGGAAAAAAAAUCUCAGCUUUCGUCCAAUGCAUGGCUUCAGAGUUACCACAACACAAGAGUUUACAUUUAUUUGACCCACGGCUUCCCACUUAGUGGGUCAACUACUUACAAAACAUCAGCAGCUAUGUGUUGCGUUUUUCUUGGAAAAUCAAAUGAUAAUUCCCCAAUAAGUUAUCUUGAAAACAUCUCGUAUGGUAUGAAAUUACCAUCGCAACCAUCUUAUAUAGUCCCAGUGAUGGCUGGGAGAUGCGCUCGUCUUCGGUGAUAAUCGAUAGUCGGAUGCAGGUAGCCGUCCUCCUUACACACGCAGCAUCACCACGCAUCCUUACUCUGCUGUGCAGUUUUCCUCCUCAUCACCACACAUAUGAGAAAUCGCUCGUGGGGGCCUGCCUAUUGAUCUCUAAACAUCUGGAACACCUCAUAUUUGCUUUACAAGGCAGAGGCGAGCAGUCAGUGGCUGCGAUAGGGAAGUGAGACAGCUUCAGCAGCACCAGGACGGAGCACUUGACACCUUGCUUCGCGGCAUCGAUAUGCAGUAGUGUGAUACCAGCUCUGCGGAGACGAGAAGGCCAGUCCAUGGCAUCUUGAUAUUAAAACCGUGGGCUCUGCGCAUUCCUCACUAACAGCGUCCUUUUUGUCACUCUUUGUUUUUUUGUUUUUUUUUUUUGUUUUUUGUUUUUUUAUUUAUUUUUUUCGCCUUUUUUUCCUCCUAGUCGAAAGGAUUAACUUGACCAGAAUAAAGGCGGCGAGUGAGGACAUCUUAACAAUAAUUCAAUUUGACCAGAUUCUUUUCGGGGAGAUUCGUGGGAUAUAAUUGGACCUGAGAUGGACUCCAGUGCGGGGGAAUAUGGCAUGGCUCGUUUUGGAUUGUUUUUGCUUUUGAUGGGGUUGUGGAGAUAUAGCGAUGCUUGCCCCGAAUCCUGCACUUGCAGCAUCUCAAUGAUUGUUUGUAUUGAUUCUGAACCAGGGAUCGAGGAUUUCCCUGUCCUCACGUUAGAUGACAUGGAAAACAUCACCGAAAUAUACAUUGCCAAUCAAAGCAGACUGUUUGACAUCAGCAAUAACAGUCUGAGGCACUACAUUAACCUCAGAAAUCUAACAGUGACAAAGACAAGAUUGACAUCAAUAUCAUCAGAUGCUUUUUAUAACAACACAAGACUUCAAUAUGUAAAUCUCAGAGACAAUAACCUGUCAACAUUGUCAUGGAGAACAUUUCAGAACUUUAACAUUGCAUAUCCGCUCCUUCUGUCUGGAAAUCCCCUGAAUUGUGUUUGUGAGAAUUUGUGGGUCAAAUUGAGGCUCCAAGAAGAAAUAGAUGGUCCAGAGCUGACAUGUAUUGACAGAGGAGUGACAAAGGACUUUGCCACGCUCAGUCCACCAGAUUGCUUAGUUCCUAAUGUAGAGGUCACCCCCAAAACUGUGACUAAGAUGGAGGGGAGCAGUGUCACAGCGGUGUGUAGCGCCUCUGGCUCCCCUAAACCUGUGAUCCGGUGGAACCUUGAAAUGCUCUCAACCCACGCUGAGAUAGAUACCUUGGAUACAAAGAGCAUCCUCAGAUUGUCAGGCCUGUCUACGGAUGAUAAUGGGAGGAUGAUCAUAUGCAGCGCUGAGAACAUGGUCGGUCAGACUGAGGCCACCCUCCAGCUCAACAUUCUCUUUGCCCCCACCAUCCCGCAGCUGCUGCCUCCAGAGCGGGACCACCACUGGUGCAUCCCAUUCACUGUGACAGGGAACCCCAAGCCUGAGCUGCAUUGGUAUCACAAGAAUAUGCUGCUCCUGGAACAAAACUACACUUGCACCAAGAUUCAUGAGUCCACUAAGAAUGAGGACCAUGGCUGCCUGCAGCUGGUCAACCCCACGCACAUUCAUAACGGCGAGUACAAACUGGUGGCAAAGAAUGAAUUCGGCCAGGCCGAGAAGACAAUUUCUGCCCAGUUUAUUGAUCCACCUGACUUCAAUCACUCAGAGGACUUUGAAUACUAUGAUACGCCAAUCCCUCCUCUGGAUGAUAGUGUUGCAGUGUAUGUAGUCGUGGGAAUUGCCGGAAUUGCCUUGACGGGCUGUGUUUUGAUGGUAAUCAUUCUGAAGUAUGGAAGAAACACAAACUUUGGUAUUAAAGCCUCCUCCUCAGUCAUCAGUAAUGACGAUGACUCUGCCAGUCCUCUUCAUCACGUUUCCAAUGGCAACAACACCCCGUCGUCCUCGGAGAUGGGUCCAGACGCAGUGAUCAUUGGGAUGACAAAGAUUCCUGUCAUUGAGAACCCACAGUACUUCCGUAACUCCGGCAGCAUGCUGAAAUCUGACACAUUUGUCCAGCACAUCAAAAGACACAACAUUGUAUUGAAGCGGGAAUUGGGAGAAGGAGCCUUUGGGAAGGUGUUUCUCGCUGAGUGCUAUGACCUGGUACCAGACCAAGAGAAGAUCCAUGUGGCAGUCAAGACUUUGAAGGAGGCCAGUGAGAGCGGCCGAGCAGACUUCUACAGAGAGGCCGAGCUGCUCACCAACCUCCAGCAUGAACAUAUUGUCACCUUCUAUGGAGUGUGUGUAGAGAGUGACCCACUCAUCAUGGUGUUUGAAUACAUGAAACACGGUGACCUCAAUAAGUUUCUCAGGUCUCAUGGUCCUGAUGCAGUUCUCAUGGCAGACGGUCAGCACAGUGUCCUGGUGGAGCUAACUCAAUCCCAGAUGCUGCACAUUGCCCAACAGAUUGCUGCUGGCAUGGUCUACCUGGCCUCCCAGCACUUUGUCCACAGAGACUUGGCAACAAGAAACUGCCUGGUAGGAGAAAACCUGCUGGUCAAGAUAGGAGACUUUGGCAUGUCCAGAGAUGUUUACAGCACAGACUACUACAGAGUGGGCGGCCACACAAUGCUGCCGAUUCGCUGGAUGCCCCCAGAGAGCAUCAUGUACCGGCGAUUCACCACAGAAAGUGAUGUGUGGAGCCUUGGUGUGGUGUUGUGGGAGAUUUUCACCUACGGCAAGCAGCCCUGGUACCAGCUUUCCAACAAUGAGGUGAUUGAAUGCAUCACGCAGGGCAGAGUGCUACAGCGGCCUCGUACCUGUCCUAAAGAGGUGUAUGACCUGAUGCUGGGCUGCUGGCAGAGGGAGCCCUACAUGAGGCUGAACAUCAAGGAGAUCCACAGCAUGCUCCAGAGCCUUGCCAAGGCCUCACCUGUGUACCUGGACAUACUGGGCUGAUGCGCCGGCAUCUGUGUAUGUAGUUUGUGUGGCAUGUGUGUUUGUACGUGGACGUAUGUGUUUGACAGCACAUUAUGGGGCAGAGCGAGUGGAGGAAGCGAUGGCUGUGUGACAGCGUCUGUGUACAGAACCUGGCUGUAAAUGUGACUGUAAAUGCUAACCGUCCAUGUCCUCAUUACAUUGAGAGAAGCCUUAAAUUUGGAGUUUUGCUUUUUUUCUGGUUUAUUUGUGGAUUUUCUGAAGCAUGUUUCACAAAAGGAAACCAAAAUACAUACAGAGUUAUGUAACUUACCCAAACCUUUAAAGCUCCAGACUUAAAAAGAAACGAAUAGAUGUCUCAUUCUGCCAACGUUCACCUCAUUAAAUCGUCACUGUCUUAUUUUCCAUAUUUGCUGGGAUUAAAUAAAGGGAAAUAAACAUGUCACUCCUUGACAGACAGCUUAUGGACACAUCUAUGUAGAUAGAGCUUUUCCAUAUCUUUUCUCUAAAAAAUGAAGAGGUUAUUUGUUUUAUUCUGUGAAUAUCUGAUAAUAUUUUAUGUUAAUUAUAUAAAGUGCUUGAUACAGUAAGUGGAAAUGUUUUAAAAGUUGUUGAAGAACUACCUGUCCAAUCUACAUUUCAUUUGGUGGACUUAUCUAAAGCACACAGAUCGGAGACUCUGCAGCACAGAUCAUUUUUGUUUUACAUUGUUUCUCAUUCACCAGCAACGUCAUUUAGCAAAUCUCUGUUGUUCGGUGGCUCAUAUCUGUAAGUGAUGUGGCUUGUGUGUGUCUUCAGAGGUAGUUUUCAGACAUUGUGGGUGCUGGUCAGGCUGAGUUCAUCGUGUGGACUGAUGAGACAUUUAGGCACAGUUUAUUGUGCAUUUACUGAGGGUUUCAGUGUUGUUUUGUAUCCCUUGCAUAAGAAUAGUGUAACUGUGAGGCUGCAGUUAAAAGGCAAAUAAAGAGUCUACCUAAUCAUGAGAUAAUGCAGGAGUGCUUUCAUCUCAACUUGCUGUCCCUGCCAGCCUGGUGGCAACUGAAAUAGCAAUGGUGAAGCACAUUUGCAUGGGAAGUAAAUGAAGUAAAGUAAAAAGUACUCUCGUAAUGUUUUCCUGAGAUUAAAAAUAAUAAUAAAAAAAAGAGUAAAAGGUUUAAAACAUGUUCCAAGAGUUAAAACAUCUGUAUUAAUCUUAGCAAAAAGAGCAGCAAUCCCUCAGUCAUGCAAAUCAU